Molecule: messenger RNA, 1313 nt
Organism: Rhipicephalus sanguineus (brown dog tick)
Lineage: Eukaryota; Metazoa; Arthropoda; Arachnida; Ixodida; Ixodidae
Product: procathepsin L
Exons: 8
Coding region: 227-1234 (335 amino acids)
Biological process (GO): immune response
Cellular component (GO): lysosome
Molecular function (GO): cysteine-type endopeptidase activity
Source: RefSeq, a predicted model, not a curated record
GGGAAUCCAUCCUCCCUUGACCGCCCUGACUCACAGACCUCCAGGGCAGCACCUCACGUGACGCAUUGAGAGAGAAAGAGAGAGGGCCCCAUCACGUGGUUGUGAACGCCACUGAAAAGAAAGUGCUGUACCCGUCUCGGCAGAUAAGAAGGGCCCCAGCAGUGGUCGCAGUCUGUAUUGGGUUAGUUCACUUGGUUGUCCGGCCUUCCACACGCUUCCUAAAAAAAUGCGGGGGUACAUUGUUUUGUGCUGCUUGUUCGUGACUGCUGCUGCAAUUACGCAUCAAGAGCUCAUCGGCGCAGAGUGGUCAGCGUUCAAGGCAUUACAUGGAAAGGACUAUGCAUCUGACACAGAAGAAUACUACAGGCUCAAGAUCUACAUGGAAAACAGGCUGAAGAUUGCACGGCACAAUGAGAAGUAUGCCAAAAGCCAGGUCUCGUACAAGCUUGCCAUGAAUGAAUUUGGAGACUUGCUACACCACGAGUUCGUCAGCACACGCAACGGCUUCAAGCGCAACUACAGGGACUCUCCACGAGAAGGCAGCUUCUUCAUCGAGCCUGAGGGCUUUGAGGAUUUGCACCUGCCCAAGACUGUCGACUGGAGGAAGAAAGGCGCUGUGACCCCUGUCAAGAACCAGGGACAGUGCGGAUCUUGCUGGGCCUUCAGCACCACGGGAUCCCUGGAGGGCCAGCACUUCCGCAAGACACGCAAGCUUGUGUCACUCAGCGAGCAGAACCUGGUCGACUGCUCCAGAAGCUUCGGCAACAACGGCUGCGAGGGUGGUCUCAUGGACAAUGCUUUCAAGUACAUCAAGUCCAACAAGGGCAUUGACACAGAGUGGAGCUACCCUUACAAUGCCACGGACGGUGUUUGUCACUUCAACAGGAGUGAUGUGGGUGCCACAGACACUGGUUUCGUCGACAUACCAGAAGGGGACGAGAACAAGCUGAAGAAGGCCGUGGCUACGGUUGGACCCGUCUCGGUUGCCAUCGACGCCAGCCACGAGUCAUUCCAGUUCUACUCGGAAGGUGUCUAUGAUGAACCAGAGUGCAGCAGUGAGCAGCUUGACCACGGUGUCCUUGUUGUUGGCUAUGGAACCAAGGAUGGCCAGGACUACUGGCUCGUCAAGAACAGCUGGGGCACAAGCUGGGGCGACGAGGGCUACAUCUACAUGACAAGGAACAAGGACAACCAGUGUGGAAUCGCAAGCUCAGCCAGCUAUCCUCUCGUCUAGUUAUGAGCGGUUUUUUUUACAUGCUCCUCUUCCUUUCAUAUUGCAUCCCCGCUCACUCGGCACAAAUAAACUUUUUUUU